Messenger RNA from Rhizoctonia solani, 207 nucleotides. RefSeq lists its product as uncharacterized. Gene Ontology annotation, cellular component: pericentric heterochromatin. The record is from RefSeq and is a predicted model, not a curated record. Gene Ontology annotation, molecular function: chromatin binding. The coding region runs from base 1 to 207 and encodes 68 amino acids. Gene Ontology annotation, biological process: negative regulation of transcription by RNA polymerase II; chromatin organization. The transcript has 2 exons. Lineage: Eukaryota; Fungi; Basidiomycota; Agaricomycetes; Cantharellales; Ceratobasidiaceae.
AUGGGAGAAGAAGAAUACAAGGUUGAACAAAUCAUUGACGCUAAACAACAACAGGGUAAAUGGUUUUAUCUGAUAAAAUGGAAGGGAUACGGCCCAGAAGACAAUUCCUGGGAGCCGGAGGAACUACUGGAGCAUAGCCAAGAAGAAAUCAAGCGGUUUAACCAGACUAGACUCAAAAAGGCUUGUGACUCUGCCAAGAGCCUUUAA